Molecule: messenger RNA, 1192 nt
Organism: Varroa destructor (honeybee mite)
Lineage: Eukaryota; Metazoa; Arthropoda; Arachnida; Mesostigmata; Varroidae
Biological process (GO): siRNA processing
Cellular component (GO): nuclear RNA-directed RNA polymerase complex
Molecular function (GO): RNA-directed RNA polymerase activity
Source: RefSeq, a predicted model, not a curated record
CAAGCUUCACACCAGAGGCGUUCCAUGACGCUACGCUAGGACACUGCGGCCGGUAGUCAUGAGUCGCGUGUCUACAAAUUCUAGAGACGGCUCUGUCUUUGAAUAGUCGCAGACAGUAGGUAAAUAGAGAGCAAGCGAGGUAAUAAUGAAGAUGCCUAAAUCCGCAAAGGGACUGAAUACGGAUCAUAUUCGUGAUGAAUGCCUCUAUCCUAAUCUCGAAUUUACCGUCCAAGUAUUCGGGGAUAUAACGGUGGCUCGCGUGCAAGUAGAAACAUUUCUGGAAGAUGUUCGGUCACGCUUCAUCUCGGCCUACGAAUUUAAACAGCUCAUGCCCAAGCCACCUGCUAAACACUACGAAGAUGAAUCUUAUCUUUUAAUUUAUGCCUUGACAGUUACCCACAAACUGGCUACUUACGCGCUGACGCGAUAUCGCCUUUUGCUUCACUGGUGCAUGCGCUCGAGGUUAUGGGUCUUCCCGUCGGAUCAAAGGGCUGUCAACUGGGAUCGUUCACACACCCUGCACAAUACCAUUAUCUCCAUCGGUAAUCUUGUCGGACCGUCAAUAUUUAUGGAACACAAUGUUUUGGGGACUGCAACGACAAUCCUUGAGCAUUCAACCCAGAGUCUGGACAUUUUCAUGGAUCGACAAACGGCAGGAAUGUUGAGACUUUCGUUACGCUAUAAUCAGGUUCGACGACUGCUGGUCUACGUAAUAGACUCGACACAUGCUGACCUGUUUUUCCAGCUGAAAAGCGUAGCUCUUAUGUCCCAUGUCGACGCUCGGCAACUUGGUAGCCAACAGAGGGCCGCACGAAUCGGCCGUCUUGAAUUGCAGCUAGAAGAUAUAGGCAUGAUGCAAAGACUGCACGAUCUACAAAUCAUUUGUGGUCCUGAAGCACCUUCGUCGACCCAUUUUGGUGUUUGUCUCACCAUGCGAAUACAUGUCCAUUGUUCAACCGAGGUAAUGAUCAACAUGCUGUCCCGCCUGUCGCGCAAACUUUUGGCCUACGGCGAGGUAGCCUUUUGUAACGUAGAUCGACGUGUGCUCGCGCUGCCAUGGGCAUUCGAUGCCCACUGGCGGCAGAAUCUCAUCCAACAGCUUUCAACGUUUGACAACCAGUAUGCGGUGUGUGCCAUCUUCGCCUGGAGCAACGAGGCAAGUGCUACUGGAUAAAGUUUGACCGAAUUUUCA